This is a messenger RNA of Fibroporia radiculosa, 1500 nucleotides long. RefSeq lists its product as uncharacterized. NCBI's taxonomy places the organism in Eukaryota, Fungi, Basidiomycota, Agaricomycetes, Polyporales, Fibroporiaceae. Bases 1 to 1500 code for a protein of 499 amino acids. The transcript has 3 exons. The record is from RefSeq and is a predicted model, not a curated record.
AUGAAAGACGCAUCGCCGAGCGAGCCUCAAGGCCCUUCUGCCUUUCAGGUUCAGUUGAAGCUCACGGAUAUUAAACUCCACUCGGAUGACUCAAUCGCCGAGAUGGCCCAUACAUUCUGCCCACCCUUCGUUGCGGUAUUCCUCAACAGACUUCGUGGAUACCAAGUGAUCGGUGUGCCUUCGAAAUCCGACGCGGAGGACAAUAGGAUUCAAACCCAAGGCUUCCGGAGGUUCUGGCGGUGGCAUAUCUUAGGAUGCGUCCUGCUUUGCAUCGUGCUCCUAGUCGUCGUUCUCCCGUCUCUCGUCGUCAGCGCUGUGAAGCAGCGACAAAGUCAUCGUCCCUCUUCCGUCAUAGAUAUGAAUCAUGUCCGGACGCCUCUGGAGGGUUGCAUGCACUGGUUUCCCUGGCACUUUGGAAUGGAGGCCUCCCCGGUGCCACACGAAUUCCUGGGCCAAAUGUAUAUGCAUACUGUAAACUCGUCGUUCGCUCUCCCAGCCUCCGCCGUAGCGCUCUCUCUUGGCAGCUAUGGUACCUCCGAGUCAAUACAUGGCUCGCUGGAGCUUCUCGUAGACGAUACGCAGCGCUACCCGGGCAGUGACGAUGUGCACGUCGAGGUUACCGCUUUUGUAGAUGACCCCAAUCUCCUGCAGCGCACCGCCGCUAUGUGUCUCGUUCCAGGUGCUGUCUUGAACGAAACACGUGUGGGGCUUAUCACGGUAGAUGUUCUCCUGCAUUUCAAUUAUCUUUCUGGGCUGACCGCACACCAGUCUCGCCUGCAGAAUACUCUCCUUACUUCUCCUCAGGCAAGCGACCGAGCAGCCUUUUUGAUCAGGAUCUACUUUCCGCUGUCGGACGGUUCCCCCUUACACUUCAAUCAUUUCAAAGCAUUGAUGCCCAACUUCGAGUACCACGCCAACUUGGGGGACCGCGUGUCGUUUCAGGACGUGUCUCUGGAAUCCCCAGACAGCCCUAUAAAUGCAUCCAUCACUGGGCACAACAUCAGGGUAAAGACGUCCAACGCACCUAUCUACGGCUCAUACAACACGACACACACUCUUGAUCUGAUGACACAGAAUGCACCCAUUGAAGUGUCCGCCAGAGCCAUCGCCGCUGACGAUGACUCCGCCGCUGCAAACAUCAGGCUUACCUUCAGUACGAGCAACGCCAAAGUGCGAGUCGCGAUGAUCGAGGCUCCGAUCGACGGCAUUGUGCAGGCGAUAUUGCACACGAUGAACGCACCAGCACGGCUUUACCUUCCGGAGACUUUCGCUGGGUGGUUCAGCCUCAGCUCCACGCACUGGCACGCGCCGCAGGUGCACUUCGACGCAGACGCCCAGACCCCCAGGCUCGAGCGCGAAGUGGAGACAUUUCCAAAGACGAGUGAGAGCGAGGUCUCGGGGAGGGUUGAGUGGGCGUCACAGACGGGCCGUCCGACAGGUAUGUUGCGCCACCAUGUGAACGUCGUGACAUCCAACAGCGAUGUCGAUCUUUUUUUGUGA